Molecule: messenger RNA, 1677 nt
Organism: Suncus etruscus (white-toothed pygmy shrew)
Lineage: Eukaryota; Metazoa; Chordata; Mammalia; Eulipotyphla; Soricidae
Gene: BDH1
Product: 3-hydroxybutyrate dehydrogenase 1
Exons: 7
Coding region: 1-1098 (365 amino acids)
Molecular function (GO): oxidoreductase activity
Source: RefSeq, a predicted model, not a curated record
AUGGGAACCUGCGGGAGAGAAGAGGCUGACCAUUCUUCCUCAGUAUCCACAAUGCUGACUGCCCGUCUCACCAGGCCCCUGUACCAACUCCUGGGGAGAAUUGGGUGUGUCUAUGAGAGAGGAAAUGAACCAAGACACUCCCUGCUGCUUCACGCCACUACCUCUGUCCUCACGGUUGGCCACCGGACCUUUGCUGAUGAUGCUGAGAAGUUGGAUGAACAGGUGGUCGGCAAGGCUGUCUUGGUCACCGGUUGUGACUCUGGAUUUGGCCUCUCUUUCGCCAAACAUCUGCACUCCAAGGGCUUCCUGGUAUUCGCUGGCUGUUUGAUGAAGGACAAAGGGAACAAUGGCGUCCAGGAGCUGGACAGCUUGAAGAGUGAGAGACUGAGAACCAUCCAGCUCAACGUCUGCGAGAGUGAGGAGGUGGAGAAGGCAGUGGAGAGUGUUCGUGCGGGUUUGGAGGAUCCUGAGAAAGGCCUGUGGGGCCUGGUGAACAAUGCAGGCAUUUCGACCUUCGGGGAGGUAGAAUUCACCAGCAUGGAGACCUACAAGGAGGUGGCAGAAGUGAACCUCUGGGGCACAGUGCGGACCACAAAAUCCUUUCUACCCCUCAUCCGAAGGGCCAAAGGCCGCGUGGUCAACAUCAGCAGCAUGCUGGGCCGCAUGGCCAACCCGGCGCGCUCACCCUACUGCAUCACCAAGUUCGGCGUGGAGGCCUUCUCCGACUGCCUGCGCUACGAGAUGCUCCCGCUGGGCGUGAAGGUCAGCGUGGUGGAGCCCGGCAACUUCAUCGCGGCCACAAGCCUCUACAGCCCCGAGCGCCUCCGGGCCAUCGCCCAGCAGAUGUGGGCCGAACUGCCCGAGGUGGUGCGGCAGGACUACGGCCGCGAGUACUUCGAGCAGAAGAUCCGCACCAUGCAGACCUACUGCAGCAGCGGCUCCACGGACACGUCCUCCGUGGUCGAGGCCGUCAGCCACGCCCUGACCGCCGACGCCCCCUACACCCGCUACCACCCCAUGGACUACUACUGGUGGCUUCGCAUGCAGAUCGUCACCCACUUCCCCGGAGCAGUGUCCGACCGCAUCUAUAUCCAGUGAACUGCUGAGCUUGGGGGUUGAAGGGAUGAUGUGGGACUUGGGGUCGGGCUAGGUGUAGGUGGGGUUCAGCUUCUGUCUUAACCUCUAGAGACCCAGGACAGGACGUUCAGCAGACAUUGUGCCUCCAUAGUCAUGGAACUGAUUUCCUAUAAAAAAAAAUACUUAUUAUAAAUUAGAACCCAAAUUUUUUUAGUUAUUAAGCCCAGGUAUGAACUCAAAAUAUUUUUUUCAUCUUGUUUGAUCCUUAAGGCAGCCUGGAGUACAUGAAUUUGCAGUCCAUAGAGGAUAUGCAAAUAACAUUUUUUAAUUUUUUUUGCUGCUUCAAAGUGGCCCAAGUUGCGUGUUCAUGCCAGGACAGUCGAAACAAUGCACAUUUCAGGGCUGGAUAGUCUGGGGUAAGGUGCUUGCUUCGCAUGUGGUGUUUGUUAGUUUUAUCCCCAGCACUUUCAGGAGUAAUAUCCUGAGCACAGAGCCAGGAGUAAGUCCUGAACCUUGCUAGGUUGGCCACCAAAGCAAAAAACUCAACAGAAACGCACAUUUGUUGUGCUUGUGCUUUUCUGUUCAGUUACCCGAAACUCC